CUGGACUCUGAUUGGCCCGCCAUGCUGAAGCGCCUGGACCGGAUCCGGUUCCGGGGCCAGAGAAGGGACGAGUUCCCGGACUCGGCCGAGUCCCCGAACACGUCGGACACCGAGGGCAGCGAGGAGCUCAUACACACAUGGGGACAGAAAGCAAUAAGGGGGAAGGCCACGCCCGGUCUGUGGACGCCGUCCUCAGGUCCUGAGUGGAAAACGGCCCGAGACGCCACGGCCACGACCAGCGCCCGCUCCCCGUCCUUCUGCCCGGAGACAGGAGGGAAGACAGACGUGACGGCGGCGGGGGGGCGGGGCAGCGUGGCGGCCGCCGCUCCGCUGCUCAGUCGGGACGAAGACGGCGGCCGGUUCUACAGCACCAAGAGGGGCGCCUUCCACGAGGGUUCUGGGUUGGAUAAUGGAUGGAUGUUGAGCUUUAAUGUUUUAUCUCUGCGUGUUUUUUUAGUGUGUGAGAACGGCUGGCGCUGCUGCCUCAUCAACAGAGACAGGAAAACGCCCACAGACUACAUCCGCAACGGGGUCCUGUACGUCACCGAGAACGGCGGCCAUUUUGUUUUGCAGGACCCCCCAAAGGAAGACCUGACGGUGUCGGAGAAGUUCCAGCUGGUUCUGGACGUGGCUCAAAAAGCUCAGAAUCUGUUCGGAAGGAUGGCCAACAUCCUGGAGAAAAUAAAGAAUCUGUUCAUGUGGGUCCAUCCGGAGCUGACCCAGAAACUUUACGUGGGGGUGUACGCGGGGAUAAAGUUCUUUUUGAUCGACUUCGUCUUUAAGAGCUGCCCGAAGCUGCGUCAGCGCUACGACACGCCGUUCAUCAUCUGGACGCACCUGCCCACCGACCUGCAGCUCAAAGAGAGGGGCAGCACCCAGCUCAGCAGAAGGGGGUCAGGGGUCAGGGCUUCCUCCAGGGGUCAGGGCUUCCUCCAGGGGUCAGGGCUUCUUCCAGGGGUCAAGGGUCAGGGCUUCCUCCAGGGGUCAGGGGUCAGGGGUCAGGGCUUCCUCCAGGGGUCAGGGCCGAUGGUUUUCGGGGCGAUGAUCCACAGAGACGAGGCGUUCGAGGCCAUCUACUCUCAGUACGCAAAAGUCACGUCCACGGCCUCGGCCCUGCACCCGGAGACGUAG
Molecule: messenger RNA, 1131 nt
Organism: Menidia menidia (Atlantic silverside)
Lineage: Eukaryota; Metazoa; Chordata; Actinopteri; Atheriniformes; Atherinopsidae
Source: the annotation of a GenBank genome assembly